AUGUCUUUAAUUACAUUGGCAAUUGUCAUUAGACUAUACAAAAUCUACUUACCGCCAAGAGUUGUAUUUGAUGAAGUCCAUUUUGGAACGUUUGCCCGCGAUUACUACCGAGGUGAGUUUUUUAUGGAUGUGCAUCCACCAUUGGGCAAACUUACUUACUAUUGGGUCUCAGUACUCUUUGGUUGGAAUGGAGAAUUCACAUUUGAGGAGAUUGGCAAGCAAUUCGAUGAUAAUGUACCCUAUGUGGCUAUGAGAAUGGUGAGUGGGGUUGCUGGGGUUUUAACUGUAUUGUUUACUUAUUUAACAGUGCGGCUCAAUUGCAGAAGCAGCGUGGCCUGGUUCACUGCAGUACUUUUGAUGAUUGAGAAUUCUCAAGUUACUCAAUCGAGAUUGAUUUUGUUGGAUACACCAUUAAUAUGUGCACAACUGCUUGCUAUUUAUCAAUUCAAAAAGUUUAGUCAAACUCCCGUGGCGUUCUCGGGGACCUGGUUUAGACUGCUCUUGAUUACGGGAAUUAGUUUAGGGAUUGCCAUGUCAAUUAAGCUUACUGGAUUAUAUACCAUGGGUUGGGUAGGAAUCCUCACUAUAUUUCAAUUAUGGACUAUUCUUGGUGAUCUCAAUGUCUCAACUCGACAAUGGAUUAUGCAUUUCUUUUCUCGAGUGGUUUGUCUUAUUAUUGUUCCAACCACCAUAUAUUUGGCUGCGUUUUAUAUUCAUUUUGUUGCGUUACCAUUCAAUGGUUCCGGUAGUGGGAGUGUAAGUUCCCAUUUCCGUUCAACCUUGAAUGAUACGGAUUUUACCGACAUGCCCGUUGAAGUACAUUAUGGAUCUACCGUAACUAUAAAACACCUCAAUGUAGAGAGGUAUUUACAUUCACAUGAUCACAAUUAUCCCACAGGAUCAAACGAGCAACAAGUUACGUUAUAUGGGUAUGAUUAUGAUGACAACAAUGACUGGAUGAUUGAAUCGCAAAAUAAAUUCAACGAAAGACUUUUCCAAAAGGGACCAGUCAAAGAUGGGGACACAAUCAGAUUAUACCACAGGUCGACCGGGAAAUACUUGCAUGUUAAUGACGUGAGACCACCACUUUCCGAGCAUGAAUACGCCAACGAAGUCAGUUGUGAUGGUGAUCGAAACUUGCUUGGUGAUAUUAACUAUGAAUUCACGGUGAGAAUAGUGAGCAAGAAACCCCAUUCCAAGAAUGAUUUACCCUUGAUUAAACUAAGAGCUACUGAGUCUAUAUUCCAAUUGAUUCACCGUGGUACCAAAUGUGUGGUGAUGUCACAUGAGGCGAAAUUGCCUAAAUGGGGGAUGGGCUAUAAUGAAGUGUUGUGCGUUGACCAACCAACUAUUCCAAACACUUUAUGGUAUAUUGAACUGAAUAGCAACCCCAAGUUUAAUGAAACUGAAAAUGACUUUGCCAAGAUUGAAUUUACACCAUUUACCUUUUGGAACAAGGUUUGGGAAUAUCAUAAGAUCAUGUUUAAAUUGAAUAAAAGUAUGACCGAUGAUCAUGUGUACGCUUCCGAACCUUCGACUUGGCCAUUUGUGUUGCGCGGAGUAGCAUACUAUGGCAAUGAGUCACUCGAGCACUUGACUGACGAAAAUGGAAGUGUGAUUUAUAUGUUGGGGAAUGUAGCCAUAUAUUAUGCUGGGUCUAUAUUCAUACUUAUUUCCAUUAUCAGGUAUGUAUUCUACUUGUUUUGGUACUUGAAUCCAUUUAUCAUUCCGAAAGAACUGAAGGAACAUAGUAUUUUCUAUACAAAUAUACGAGAUUCAAUACUUGGGUGGAUCUUAAACUACUUCCCAGCAUUUGCCAUGUCAAGAAAAUUGUUUCUUCAUCAUUAUUUCCCAGCAUUAUACUUUGCCAUUUUAAUAAUUGGUCAAUAUGUCGAUUAUCAAAUAACCAGAAGGAAAUACUUUGGAUUUGCUUUGCUUUUAGCGGUAUUGGCCGGUGGUUUAUAUUGCUAUGUACAUUUUGUCCCAAUCAUCUACGGUUUGGAAUGGACGUUACAAGAAUGUAAUCACAGCAAGUGGUUGCCUACGUGGGACAUUAACUGUAUGACGUUUUCAUAA
This is a messenger RNA of Spathaspora passalidarum NRRL Y-27907, 2076 nucleotides long. RefSeq names its product putative dolichyl-phosphate-mannose--protein mannosyltransferase (gene PMT5). The record is from RefSeq and is a predicted model, not a curated record. Gene Ontology annotation, biological process: protein O-linked glycosylation via mannose. NCBI's taxonomy places the organism in Eukaryota, Fungi, Ascomycota, Pichiomycetes, Serinales, Debaryomycetaceae. Gene Ontology annotation, cellular component: endoplasmic reticulum; membrane. Gene Ontology annotation, molecular function: dolichyl-phosphate-mannose-protein mannosyltransferase activity. Bases 1 to 2076 code for a protein of 691 amino acids. The transcript has a single exon.